GCCCCAAUCUCAAUUUUGCCACUUUUGUGGUCAUGCAAUGUAGUAAGGGGAAUGCCAGUCUGGCGGGCAGUUGAUCUAACAGACUGGCCAUUCCCAAUCAAUUCCAGGGCCCUUCGCAUGUCAUCAUCGGACCAACCUGGCUUCUUAUUCCUAGCAUUAUAUUUACGUGGCAUUCUGAAAAAAAUAACAAUUCAAAGUGAAUGUAACAUCAUAUGUAACACCAUUGCUACAACCAGGGGUCAGCAGAACAAUCACUGGGCAUUAUUGAGAUUAUUAUUUCAUAUAACCUUAACACUAAUACUAAGGUAGAAGAUAGAGAACUGGUAGAAAAAAUAAAAUCAGUUGAAAGAAUAUGAGUAUAAAAUUCAUGAUAAAUCGUAUCAAGUCCAGAGAGAACAAAACACAAUCAAAUUUCAACGGUUCCUGAAAAAGCUGGGGGUAAAUGCGAACACCUCAUUUAUUAACGAG
Molecule: messenger RNA, 468 nt
Organism: Owenia fusiformis
Lineage: Eukaryota; Metazoa; Annelida; Polychaeta; Sabellida; Oweniidae
Source: the annotation of a GenBank genome assembly